AAGAGAAAGAAAAAGGUGCUAAAUUUUAGCGCAUAUUGAGUGGAAUGGAUAUAAACACAAACGAGUAGUCAGGGACACGUCAGGGCACGUGGCACUUUGAAAGCGACUGAAACAAUUAUAUCCAAUCAAAUAACGCCAAGUUGCACUGUGGGAAUCAUUUUUGCAGUCCACAAACCGACUUUCUGUAUACGGCAAGAAUCAGGCGUGUUACUCGUACUCCUAAUUCACCGGAUUCGGACCUCCUCUCUCUCACACAUACAGGAGCAUUUUGGGAAAUAGUAUACAAAUAUACCGAUAUAAUUCGAAUUUGUUUGCAGGAGUUAUAUUGAUUGAUUCGAUUUCGAUUAUUUAUUAUUGUUGUUGGUGUUGUUGUUAACAAAUCUAAUCCAAAUAUAAUAUCUAAGUUGUCGCAACCAAUGCAACGGUUCGUUGACCAUACCCUCGCUGUCACCAAGGAGUCUGUUAAGACAUUGACGUAUGAGUCACUGAAUAAUGUUGUGAGAUUGAUUAAUGGAGUGUCAGCAUUAUUGUUGACAAUAUUGCCGGGGAAAUCUACUAUUCUUGAAGGUAUACAUGGUUGGGAACUACGUCCAACCUUUCGCGGACCUCGGCUUCCACAGUGGAUGGAGAAUGGCGUCUCAUCUUUUAACCAGUUCAUUCACGAACAUUCUAUUGAUUCUGAUACCUCCUCCUCCUCGAGUGUAGAUUAUUCAUCUUCAGAGGAAGAAGAAUAUUUUGAUGAAACCAUUUGUCCUCCAUCUCCACUUUCACAAAGUUCUCGGGUAUCUAGAGCUCGCAGUUACUCAAGGCGGAACAGGCAUUGGAUGUAUUGGUUCAGAUACAUCAUCUCAUGGUUACUGUUCCCUAUAAAAUUUAUAUUGGGCCUACCUUUGUUUAUAUAUGGUUUGGGUAGGGGAAGUAGAGCCACUCAGACAUCUGAGAGUUUCCAGUCUUCCCAUGUACAAUCUAGGAAGAGAUUACAGACACUCAGGGAGCAGUUUAUCCAGUCUGCCACUGACAGAAGACGCGGUGUUGUUGAGGACCUCCAUCUAGCAAUUGAGAUCACCAUAGAGGCUGUUUUUGAAUUUUUUCACAAGGCAGUAUACAGUCUUCUUUCACCAAUUGGCACUUUGAAGAAAGUGGUGAAGUGGUUUUUUUCUGACAACAGCGGUCAUCAGAACGUUCCCCCUGUUGAUUCAGGUGUCUCUGUUCCUGUGGAUACCCUUUCGGAGAGUGAUCCUACUCCUAGAGAACGGAAGACGGGCUUUCAUAUCCUCAACACAGAUGCUCGGACAUGUCAAGAUGUCAUUAUAGGGCUUGGAUACCCAUAUGAAGCGCUUCGUGUGGUUACUGAUGAUGGAUAUAUUCUCCUUUUGGAGAGAAUUCCAAGACGUGAUGCUCGGAAGGUUGUUUAUCUACAGCAUGGGGUUUUUGAUUCAUCCAUGGGUUGGGUAUCGAAUGGAGUUGUUGGUUCCCCAGCAUUUGCAGCCUAUGAUCAAGGGUAUGAUGUUUUCCUAGGAAAUUUCCGGGGAUUGGUCUCGAGAGAGCACGUUGACAAGAAUAUAUCCUCACGUCAAUACUGGAAGUACUCUAUAAAUGAGCAUGGGACACAUGAUAUACCUGCAAUGAUAGAGAAGAUCCACAAAACAAAAGUUACUGAAUUGGAAAAUAGCCAAAGAAAUGUGGAGGAAGAGAGUGGCAAUGAUCAGCCUUACAAACUUUGUGCAAUUUGUCAUAGUUUGGGAGGAGCUGCUAUUCUAAUGUACCUCCUAACACGUCGAAUUGCGGAAAAGCCCCAUAGGCUUUCAAGAUUAAUCCUAUUAUCGCCUGCUGGGUUUCAUCAUGAUUCCAAUCCCGUAUUCACAAUGAUGGAAUACUUAUUCUUGCUAUUGUCUCCUCUACUUGCCCCUUUUAUGUCAGCUUUCUAUAUUCCCACUCGGUUUUUCCGCAUGCUGUUUAACAAAUUGGCCCGAGACUUCCACAACUUACCAGCAGUUAGAGGCCUUGUGCAAACUCUCAUAAGUUAUUUGGUUGGUGGAGACAGUUCCAAUUGGGUUGGAGCCUUAGGGUUGCCACACUACAAUAUGAAUGACAUGCCAACUGUUUCAUUCCGCGUGGCUCUUCAUUUGGCACAGAUCAAGAACAGACGGAAGUUUAUAAUGUUCGACUAUGGGAGUGCAGCUGCGAACAUGGAAGCUUAUGGUUCCCCUUGGCCUUUAGAUUUGGGGGAAUACUAUUUCCUUAUUGAUAUUCCGGUUGAUCUUGUUGCUGGGCAAAAGGACCAGGUCAUUAGGCCAUCCAUGGUAAGGAAACAUUAUAAGCUGAUGAAGGAUGCAGGUGUGGAGGUGUCAUAUAAUGAGUUUGAGUAUGCUCAUUUGGAUUUUACAUUUUCCCAUCAUGAAGAACUAUUGGCAUAUGUUAUGUCUCGAUUAAAUUUAGUAGGUGCUUCUAUGAAGCAGCAACCCCGUCCGAAACCUUUGAAGAUCAGGAGAAAAGAGGGGCAGGUCAGCAGCAGUCGUUAAAAGUGUAGCACUAACGAUAGCCAGACCCGUCUAAUAUCUUGGGUAUUCCUUGUAAUACAUGUAUGUCACUUAGACAGAAAAAUAUAGAGAAUGCAGAAUCAGGAUAGAGUACUAGUGGUUACGCCAUCCUCUUUGUUUCAUUCCAAUAUCCUACUCCCAAGGAAGUGGAAUUGUACUGGAUUUUGUGCCCUAGUGUGUUGUAUGGUUUUGUGUAUAUUUUGACUGUAUAUUGCAACUUGUAAAGGUGUACUUUUUUUUUGUAAGCUUCAGUGAAAUCGUCCAAACUCUUAAA
Messenger RNA from Capsicum annuum, 2814 nucleotides. RefSeq lists its product as uncharacterized. The transcript is spliced from 9 exons. Gene Ontology annotation, biological process: lipid metabolic process. Bases 417 to 2522 code for a protein of 701 amino acids. Lineage: Eukaryota; Viridiplantae; Streptophyta; Magnoliopsida; Solanales; Solanaceae. The record is from RefSeq and is a predicted model, not a curated record.